ACCUACUUCAAACGCACACAUCUUUCAUCUCGUUCUCAAUUUGCGAACUUUAUAGGUUUCUUAUCACAGCAAUGUCUACGCAAAUCAAACCUCUUCAACUCUAUGGCGGUAUACUUGGCCCGAACCCAGGCAAAGUCUCUAUCCUUCUCACCGAAUUAGGCAUUCCCUUCGAGGCUGUGAAGGUUGCGAUGACCGACAUCAAAAAGCCGGAGUACACUGCGCUCAAUCCCAAUGGUCGCCUUCCCACUCUCAUUGAUCCAAAUACGGGUCUCAAGAUCUGGGAAUCUGGUGCUAUCAUCGAAUACAUCAUCGAGAAGUACGAUACCGAGUACAAGCUCAGCUUCCCGCAAGGAACAGAGGAAUAUUUCCACUGCAAGCAAUCUCUACAUUUCCAAAUGUCAGGGCAAGGCCCAUACUACGGUCAAGCAUGGUUCUUCACGCACCUCUUCACUGAGAAACUCCCCUCGGUAAUCGAGCGUUAUAUGAACGAAAUAAAACGCGUACACGGAGUUCUCGAGGCACACUUAGCCACACGGGAUUGGCUUGUCGGGGACAAGUGCACAUAUGCGGAUCUUGCUUUCAUCCCUUGGCAGGAAACUGCUGGAAAGUUGGCGGGGGAAAAUCCUAUGUUCUAUGAGACUGAGAAAGACUUUCCCAGAGUGAAUGCUUGGUAUAAGAGGAUGAUUGAAAGGCCAUUGCUGAAGAAGCUGAUGCAGGAGAGAGUGGAGCAAAUGGCCAAGGCCAUCGCUGCUGGGAAGCAUUGA
Messenger RNA from Cadophora gregata, 764 nucleotides. RefSeq lists its product as uncharacterized. Bases 72 to 764 code for a protein of 230 amino acids. The record is from RefSeq and is a predicted model, not a curated record. The transcript has 3 exons. NCBI's taxonomy places the organism in Eukaryota, Fungi, Ascomycota, Leotiomycetes, Helotiales, Ploettnerulaceae.